AAGUCUCGUCGGUUCAAGACGAAGCGCGAGGGAGCCGACUACGGUAACAGACCCGUAAAGCUGGCAGGAAAAAUCAUCAUCCAGGAGAUCUCCUGUCUGCUGCCUGUUCACAAAGCCCUGGGGGAGACAUACAGUCUGAAUGUGAACGACAUACAGGACACGUGUCAGAAGAAUGCAGCAGCAGCUCUGGUGGUGGGACGCAGAGACGUGGCUAAGGUGUGGGCCCUGGCCUCGGCUGCCACCAGUCUAGAACUCAGUCCUGACUCUGACCCUGAUGCAGACGCUCCCUGGGCCAGACACCCGUUUGGACGCCACCUGUUGGAGACUCUUCUGGACCACUACAGUCUGAUGAGUGAUGUCCAGACUCUAGCCAUGCUGUGUAGUGUGUUCAGGACCCAGGGCUGUUCCCAGGACUACUUCUCUCUGUAUGGACAGCAACGCUCUUCUCUGUUUCCCCCUCAUCACUCCCGAUACCCCAGCUACACAUCCAGCUCUGUGUCGUCAGGCUCCUGUUACAGCACCUCAGACUCCACCACCACCACCACCUGGAGCAUCGGUCGAGAUCCGGAGCACGUCCCUCCCUUGGGGGAGUCCUCGCCUGACGACUAUCGCUACGCCAACCAGAUGUACACAGACCCCCGCGAGCGAGAGAGAGAACAACACGACAUGAAUAAAAGGCUGCUGGACCCAGCCAACACCAUGCAGUUUGAUGACUUUAAGAAGUGUUACGGGGAGAUCCUCCAUCGAUGGGGGCUGAAGGACAAGAGAGCCGAGGUCCUCAAGUUUACAUCCUGUCCUCCUGAACCUCACAAAGGCAUCGAGUUUGGUGUGUACUGCUGCCAUUGUCGUAGCCAGGUGCGGGGGACUCAGUGUGCUGUGUGUAAGCGCUUCACCUUCCAGUGUGCCAUCUGUCACGUGGCUGUCCGAGGCUCCUCUAACUUCUGUCUGAGUUGUGGUCACGGGGGGCACACCUCCCACAUGAUGGAGUGGUUCAGAACACAGGACGAAUGUCCCACAGGCUGUGGCUGCCACUGUCUGCUACAGAGCACCUUCUGAGAGAGACGCUGGGACACAGACUCACAUAUACACACACACUGUCUGCUACAGAGCACCUUCUGAGAGAGACGCUGAGACACAGACUGAUGCAGACACACUCACUCACACACACACACACACACACAAACACACACGUCUAAAAGCAGGGGGUUUGACGGACAUUUAACCCAACUAAAACACAUGUACACACACACACACACACAGCAGUCCAUUCAUUUAGUCGCUGUGGUCUGGAGAGGUUGUAUAAUGUAAUGCUGAGGUAGAGGUUGUUAUGAAGGCCUUAAUGCCUUGACUCGAUGUUCCUCCACACAAUAAACAUCUGAUUGAAUACUUGAAUACAAA
Messenger RNA from Oncorhynchus mykiss (rainbow trout), 1398 nucleotides. Lineage: Eukaryota; Metazoa; Chordata; Actinopteri; Salmoniformes; Salmonidae. The record is from RefSeq and is a predicted model, not a curated record.